Molecule: messenger RNA, 1266 nt
Organism: Myotis davidii
Lineage: Eukaryota; Metazoa; Chordata; Mammalia; Chiroptera; Vespertilionidae
Product: adhesion G protein-coupled receptor E2
Exons: 9
Biological process (GO): adenylate cyclase-activating G protein-coupled receptor signaling pathway
Cellular component (GO): membrane
Molecular function (GO): G protein-coupled receptor activity; calcium ion binding
Source: RefSeq, a predicted model, not a curated record
AUGGACAAAAGGCAGUUGAAACCCAAAAUCUGUAAAAGCUGCAGCAACUGUGUCAACACACAUGGCAGCUACACCUGCAUGUGCCUGGCAGGAUUUGAGCUCAACCCGCAGGGCCUGAAGCUGUGGAAAGAUGUGGAUGAUUGUAAACCAGGGCAAAACUCCUGCCACAAAUCCACCCAAUGCCACAACACCGAGGGCAGCUAUGACUGCCUCUGUCGCCCUGGCUGGAAGCCAGUUCCUGGGUCCCCCCAUGGCCCACACAACACCGUCUGUGAACAAGAUAUCUCCUUCCCCACCUGGACCCCACCCUAUGAAAUCAAGAGCCAGAAUCUUUCGCACUUCUUUGAAAGAUUCCAGGACCUACGCAGAGACUUCAAGUCAGCUUCAGCCCAGGACACCAUCCAGGAUAUCAUACAGGAGGUGGAUAAUCUCCUGGAGACCCCAGGGGACCUGCUUACUCUGCCUCCUUCAGAGCGGUACUUUGUGGCCACUAACCUGCUCACUGGCCAGGAGCAUGUCCUGAGAGAACUGAGCAAGACCUUGUCCAAUGGGACACUGACCUUCAGGACAGCUGCAGGAUCAGAACUGUCCCUGGAGGUGAAGAAGCAAGGAGACAAGAAUGUCACCCUGAGUGUUAAUCAGGCAAAGAUGCUGGUGAACUGGGAUGUGGUGCAGGACUCAGGUGGCUCAGUUGAACAAGACACCCAUGGAUGUGACACCCCCCUAGUCCUGGAAACUGAGGAGCAGUCAGUACUGCAUGAGACACACAAGGGCUUGCUGCAGGAAGUCUCCCCCGUCCUGCUCUCAGAUGUCAUAACAGCCUUUGUGAGCAAUACGGACACUCAGAACCUCAGCUCCCCAGUCACCUUUGUCUUCAAGCAUGUGAGUGCUGUGACCCCGAGGCCAAAGUGGAAGGUGUUCUGUGUCUUCUGGGAGCCUGGCCAGAAUGGAAGUGGUCAUUGGAACACCAAAGGCUGCUGGAUGGUGGCCACCGGAGACACCAGCACCACCUGCCAAUGCAGCCACCUCAGCAGCUUUGCCGUCCUCAUGGCCCACUAUGAUGUGCAGGAUGAUGAUCCCGCCCUUGCUGUGAUCACCUAUGUGGGGCUGAGCCUCUCUCUGCUGUGCCUCCUCCUGGCGGCCCUCACCUUCCUGCUGUGCAAAGCCAUCCAGAACACCAGCACCUCACUCCACCUGCAGCUCUCAAUCUGCCUCUUCCUGGCCCACCUGCUCUUCCUCACGGCCAUCGACAGAACUGAGAACAAG